UGUGAACAGUCGUUGCUAGAAGUUAGCAAUAUGGCGGACUCCUGGCUCUUCACUUGUGUACUGGUUAUAAUUUGUUUCAGCCUGCCAACCUUUUGCGAAGGUGGUAAAAACUGCGAAGCUUGUGAAGUGACUAAGUGCGAUUUUGCUAAAGGUGAUUACGGACCCCAUCUGGUACCAGAUAUUAACUGGCCUAUAGAAAUGCGAAGUGGGCAGAAAACGCUGGAUAUUACCAUCCCAGUAUCUUGGGAAACAGACGUACGAUUGAAUCCUAAGGUAGCGUACGUUUGCAUCAAGAUGAAAGAUGCUGAUAUGGUCACGGAAGAUGCCGUUAUAAAGAUAUCACGAACUCAUAAAUCGGCAAACAUCCGCAUCAGACUACACACUGAAUUGAGUGAAAGCAAAACUAUUUACAUUCAAUUUUUUGACAACGUAUAUAUUCAUGAUACCUUGAUGCAUAGGAAUAAAUGUACCUAGGUCAUAAAAACUUAAUAGAUGUAUUAGUUGUUUUCACUGUACACAUGUAAAUGACAAUGAAAUUGAUG
Messenger RNA from Spodoptera litura, 542 nucleotides. NCBI's taxonomy places the organism in Eukaryota, Metazoa, Arthropoda, Insecta, Lepidoptera, Noctuidae. The record is from RefSeq and is a predicted model, not a curated record.